Messenger RNA from Eruca vesicaria subsp. sativa (arugula), 580 nucleotides. The record is from the annotation of a GenBank genome assembly. Lineage: Eukaryota; Viridiplantae; Streptophyta; Magnoliopsida; Brassicales; Brassicaceae.
CUUGAAUUUCUUGAUUGUUAUGACUUGUAAGUCGUUAGCUCAGAUGAUAGAGCACCACAUAUUUGUCGUAAAAACCGGUUUGACUCCGAUAGCAGCUUCCUAUGGAGAUCUCUUCUUCACACGGUUAAAGUCUCAUUUUGAAGUAAAUCCAAGAGACUUGGAUCUGUUGAAACAUGACAAGCUUCUAAGUAAGACUGCGCCUGAAACGCAUCUAAAGGAAAUUCCUGAGUAUUUAGUGGACCCAAAGACUCAAGAGACGUGCAUAUAAGUUAUUCUUCUUGGACCUAGGUGUGUGUAUGGUCUAUACUUGCAUAUUGCAGAGUGUUUCUUUACCUCAUAUGGAGGCUUGAGAAGCUGAGUAUCCAUUGAAUGAGUUAAAGCUUGGACUGAGGGGACAGUUCAGAUCAGGCGUGCGGGUGUGCCUUUCAAGGUGAAUUCCGAGACUAAGAAAGAAGGUGCAAUGCCUAGAUUCUGCAGCGUCCAGAAUUGGUCUCAGAAAUUCUAAGAGGCGACAUAUGAUUUUAGCUGAGUUUUUGUUCUUACAUUGUUGGACUAUUUGGCUGUGUUUCAAAGAUUUAAA